UCAUUGCAGAUGUUAUGAAAUGCUACGUUUAACUUUGAUAAUUUCGAAAUUAAUUUGCACUGCAGUAGAAGCUGUGAGCUAGGCAUCAUUAUCAUCAUGAUCUAACAGUAUACUGGAAACGAACAUCUGGCUUGCCAAACUUCUUACAGUGUACAUCAUGGGUUUUGUUGAUUACAUGGGACAAAAUAUAUGGCUACCUGUCUUGAUUGCUGUUGGGGUUGCAUUGAUUAUUCUUGUGAUAAUAUGGGUGAUUUGUAGACGUAGGGGACAGCGAAGGUAUAACCAGAUUAUCCUUGACGAAGAAAGAUCUUUGAUACAGAAAUGGGAUGAUGAGAAACGAAUGCAAAAGAUGGCAGAAAGGGAUGCAGUGUUGCUGAAUUGUUAUUACUAUCUUAAAGACUCGAAAAAGUACAGUUUUAUUGACCAUUUACCUGAUAUAGGAAGCCGAAUGAAUAAGCAAUGGUUCCUUGUACGUGACAGUAAGCAAGAAAUAAACGCUGUUUUAACAAUGGUACCAUGGAGUUUGCAGUGUACACUUACCUUUAACAAAGCGACAAGAAAAACUUUAAAAGAACUGUUCUCACUCUUGCAGUAUCCAUACUUGCUUCCCGUAAUGGAUGUAGACUUUGUGUUUGAACACAACCUGGUAAUGUUCAUCCAUCCAUUCAGAUCAGCAGGAUCACUAAAAGAUGUCAUUUAUGGGUCUCGUCCUCAGUCAUCAUGGGAAGACAAGUAUCAAGUGAAAGGAAAAUCUCUGUCAGUUACACAAAUUCGAAACUAUGGACGACAAGUUUUAGAGGCAUUGCUCUAUCUGAGGGAAAAGGGCCUUCCAGCUUGUGGUCACUUACAUUCUGGAAACAUUUUUAUAAUUAAUGGAAAUGCCAAACUGUCUGGCUUUGAAAACUCUCUGUUUGGUUGGAAAUCAAGACUCUAUCCUACCAUAAAGAGGCUUUUAAAAGACAAGCAAGAUGAUAUGGAAGUUAUUCAGUUUGGUCACCUUUUGUAUGAGAUGUUAGCAGGCUGGGAGUUAACCACGUCAGAACCAAAGAGAGAACAGCUGACGAAACUCAGAAAUGCACCAGUCGUAGAGGUUUGUAGAGUAUCUUAAUUUAUACUAUGUCACCAUAGAAAAUACAGUCAAUCAGAAUACAGGAAAGUCGUUGUAUACUCGACGGUAUUACACUCAACCUUCCCAUCGUGUGCUGCUCGUAUGUGGAACUGAUUUUGUUGGCCACUGUAUUUUCUAUGGCAUGAUAUAAAAUAGUUGAAGGUGAGUGUGUAUACCAGAAAAUACAAGUGACAAGUGGGAUAUUCCAUGGUAUAGCACGAGAAAGCGUUGAAUAACUAGUAUGUAUAUCUCUACGCUGCGUUUCUUCUAAAAGCAGAGGAAAGAAACGCAGAAGUUGUUCAUUGUUCACACAUUUAGUCGAUGGAUGGAUGGAUUUCUCAUGCAAGAAAUUAGUUAAAUGUUAAAUCAUGAAAUGAGUGAAUUAUUAUCACCUUAUUUUUUUUAGCCCCAAACUGCAGCACUACGGCGUAGUAUAGUAUAGUGAGACAAUUAUUUUGCGUGGUCUCUGGACUUCACUGAUAUGGUCAAAUACCAAAAAAUGUGUAUUGUAGAUGGUAAUCAUUACAUCGCGGUCUUUUAUAACGUACAUGUAAGAUGUGAAAAUCUUAUUAUAUGACCAUUAAUGAAUGUUAUAUGACCACUUAAUUGAUGAAAAACCGUCUAAUUACACCUUAUCUCUGGUAUCUGAGCAACAUAACUACGUUACUCGAAGUGCAUCCCUACAACACUUAAAUCCCGGUUUCUCCAGAAUAAAURUAAGGAAAUUUUGCC
Molecule: messenger RNA, 1840 nt
Organism: Orbicella faveolata
Lineage: Eukaryota; Metazoa; Cnidaria; Anthozoa; Scleractinia; Merulinidae
Product: slowpoke-binding protein-like
Molecular function (GO): actin binding
Source: RefSeq, a predicted model, not a curated record